AGCCUCGCCGCUGGAGAGACAUGGAUGCUGGUUGCUGGAUGGAAACGGCGUAGCUGGAUGAGGAAACUGCAGUACGCGCUACACAACACACAGCUACUAUAGCGACCGCAAAUUAUUAUUGCAAUUAAAAUGAAACUGACCCGAAAAUUAGUUCUUGCCAGAGCUAAAGCGUCUGACCUCGACAGUGUGAAGAAACUCAAUUGCUGGGGCUGUAACCUGACAGACAUCUCCAUAUUCACAGAAAUGCCCAAUAUUGAGGUCUUGACACUCAGUGCGAAUCAGAUCUCCUCGCUGGAGCACAUCACUCAGUGCCGGAGCCUGACGGAGCUGUACCUGAGGAGGAACAACAUUCAGAGCCUGGGGGAGCUGUGUCACCUGCAGGGCCUGUCCCAGCUGCGUGUGCUGUGGCUGGCGGAGAACCCCUGCUGCGGCACCGACCCCACCAAAUACCGCCUCACCGUCCUGCGAACGCUGCCCGGCCUGCAGAAGCUGGACAACCAAGUGGUCACAGAGGAGGAGUUGGCCCAAGCUCUGGAGGAGGGAGCGGAGAUCAGCUCAGCCCCUCCCCCAGAAUCUGUUUCUGCCAAUGGGCUCUCAGAGGCGGAGACAGACAGUGAUGGCCUCAUGUACAGCAUGGAGGAGACCAAUAAAAUCCGCGAGCAGCUUGGAAUGAAGCCCUUACCCAGAGAUAAAUUCCCAUCAUUCUCCUCUCCGCGUGACUCGGGACUGCCUCUGGGGAGACGGAGUCACGUUCUGGAGGCCGUGCUGCUCCUGCUGAAGGAGCUGAACAGUGAGGAGUUGCAGGAGGUGCAGACGGCAGCGGAGAGCCGUGCGCGUGCCCUCCACAGACACAGCUGCCAGGCAGAGCGUAAAGACCUCCUCCAGCAGUGAGCAGGGCUGGGCCGGGCCCGCAGGGGGCGCCAGUGAGACGAGCCGGACAGGGAGACGCUAAGAGGAAGGCCCUCCGAGACUGUGCCCACACCCUCUCCUCUCAUCGCAGAAUGAGACCUGUCCGAACGCAGCCUCUGCACACCCUCCCCUCUCCCGUCACAGGCAGUGCAGAGCCACCGAGACGCAGCGACACUCCAGGGUUCAUGUUGUGCUUUCUCUGAGCUGUGAGUUCUGUUCCUCUCUCUGCGCCUUUGUGACCGUGUUGGUUUAAUCGCACUCACAGCUUCUGCCU
Molecule: messenger RNA, 1183 nt
Organism: Megalops cyprinoides (Indo-Pacific tarpon)
Lineage: Eukaryota; Metazoa; Chordata; Actinopteri; Elopiformes; Megalopidae
Gene: cfap410
Product: cilia and flagella associated protein 410
Exons: 7
Coding region: 130-891 (253 amino acids)
Biological process (GO): cytoskeleton organization; mRNA splicing, via spliceosome
Cellular component (GO): U4/U6 x U5 tri-snRNP complex
Molecular function (GO): protein binding
Source: RefSeq, a predicted model, not a curated record